AUGACUUUCUAUUCACAUACAGAUCCAUGUGUGGAACUUCGCAAUAUUCUUCAUCGUUCGCUGGUUUCACUUGGUUGUCCACAUGUACCAAGUUUACCAACAUCAACAUUUUUAAUGACAACAAAUACAAAUCUAAAAGUUGUUGCCUGGCUACUUGGCGAACUUGACUCAGAUUUUGCACAGCGUCUUCAUGCAUCGCGCUCAUCAAAUUCCAUUGCUUUUAUAAAAGAUUUUUUCCUCGAAACAGCCAUGUUUCCACGUUCAUUCAUUUUACGUCUCGAUGAUAUAUUUAAUUCAUCAUCACUUGGCGAUCUUCAUCAAUUAUCAAAUAUGUUAUCCUAUUAUAUACAUAAGCCAAUUGUUGGUCAAAAUGUUCAAUUAGGUCUUAUUGAAUAUCUUAGUGAAUUAGUCGUUUGCUUACGUAAUCCGCCAAUGACAAUUCAUCAAGAUAUGUGGACUAAUCGUAAUGUUCUCAAUAUGUUCGAACAGUUACCUAUCGAUGAAUCCAAUCUUUGCAUUGAUUCACGUAUACUUGAAUAUGCUGAUAAUGAACAACAGCAGUCGGGUGAUGAUGAAGAAACAAGUGCAGAUUUAAAAGAUGUUUUCGGACAAGUACGAACUGAGCUGCUUGCACAAAAAUCCAAUGAUAUGAAUGAAACUGAAUUUGAAACAAUAUUUACCAACGAACAAAUUAUUGAAAUUGAUAAACAACUUCAAAAUGCUUUAGUUGAUACUCAUCAGUUUUUCAAACGUCUCGAAACAGGUGUACCAAAUCAUCAAUCAACAACUAAUGAUCAACAAUCAGGAUUUUUAUUAUCAAAUGAAACAAUACAAAAAUUAAAUUCAAUAACCCAUUUAAAUGAAGUCUAUGAACAAGUUCGAUCGAAUGAUAAAAUUUUUACAGAUAAAAUCCAAUAUUUACUGAAUGAUAUCGAUAAAGAAAAUGAUACUAAUUCUAAACAAUCGAAUACUGCUGCGCUUACACUUCAAGCUCAAGUCAUGUUAGCUCGCAAUCUUGCGCAUACAUUAAGUAAUUCGGAUCAGAUAAAAAUAAAAUAA
This is a messenger RNA of Rotaria socialis, 1059 nucleotides long. The record is from the annotation of a GenBank genome assembly. Lineage: Eukaryota; Metazoa; Rotifera; Eurotatoria; Philodinida; Philodinidae.